AUGGGAUGCGUUCAGGCCAAAGGUGGAUCAUUCACACCUACUAGGAAUCUAGACAGGUUGAAGAACGAAAAUGGAUAUGUUAGAGGUGGCCAUAGUGGCGAACAAAAAGUUAUUGUUGUUGGUUCAAAAGUAGUGCAUAUUAAGGAUUUGAAGAGGGAUUCAAGGCCUCGAGAUAAUGUUAAGAAUGUGGCUGUUGGGAUUAAUGGAGGUGGAGAAGAUAGAAAAAUCAGCAGAGAAGGUGAGAAAGAAGGUGAUCAUGGUGGGAAUGUUUCGCGGAGGAUUAUUAUUAAGCAGAUUGCUGGGGAUGAUUUCGUUGAAGGAUGGCCUAAAUGGCUUGUUGAUAACAUUCCUAGAGAUGCUCUUGCUGGCUUGGUUCCAAAGAGUGCUGAUUCUUAUGAUAAACUUGCAAAGGUAGGCCACGGGACAUAUAGCAACGUGUAUAAAGCUCUAGAUAGGGACACUGGAAAAAUAGUUGCCCUAAAGAAGAUCCGUUUCGAUACAUCGGAACCAGAAAGUGUCAAGUUUAUGGCAAGAGAAAUCAUCAUACUGAGGAAGCUUGAUCAUCCUAACGUUAUUAAGCUUGAAGGAUUGGCCACUUCAAGAAUGCAGUAUAGUCUCUAUUUGGUCUUUGAUUUCAUGCUGUCAGACUUGACCAGAAUCAUAUCUCGUCCGGAAGGAAGGCUUACUGAGCCACAGGUGAAGAGUUACAUGCAGCAGCUGCUCUCAGGUCUACAGCAUUGCCAUGAGAGAGGAAUUUUGCAUAGGGACAUUAAAGCAUCUAACUUGCUAAUUGAUAAAAAUGGAAUGCUCAAAAUCGCAGAUUUUGGCCUUGCUAACUUCUAUCAGCCUAAACCAAAGCGGCCCCUAACAAGCCGAGUUGUCACGUUAUGGUAUAGAGCUCCAGAACUUCUUCUAGGUUCUACUGAUUAUGGAGUUGGCAUUGAUCUUUGGAGUGCCGGAUGUCUUCUAGGGGAGAUGUUUGAAGGAAGGCCUAUCAUGCCCGGCAGAAAUGAGAUUGAGCAGCUUCACAAGAUCUUCAAGCUGUGUGGUUCACCUCCAGAGGACUAUUGGAAGAAAGUCAAGCCACCAACAACCUUCAGACCACCUCCACAUUAUAAACCUUGCUUCCGGGAAUCCUUUCCAAAUUUACCUGAUUCGGCGACAGAUCUUUUGGCUACACUUCUGUCUCUUGAUCCAGCAUAUCGUGGAACUGCUACUAGAGCUCUUGAAAGUGAAUUCUUUAAUACGAGCCCAUUAGCAUGUGAUCUUUCUGGUCUGCCGGUGCUGAAAAUCAAGGAGGAUGACCUAUCCCAAUACACUGAUCGCAUAAGGAGAGGAUAUGCCAUGAGAUUGUAUACUUUUGAACCAUGA
Coffea eugenioides is the source of this 1371-nucleotide messenger RNA. Its product is annotated as probable serine/threonine-protein kinase At1g54610. NCBI's taxonomy places the organism in Eukaryota, Viridiplantae, Streptophyta, Magnoliopsida, Gentianales, Rubiaceae. Gene Ontology annotation, molecular function: ATP binding; RNA polymerase II CTD heptapeptide repeat kinase activity; cyclin-dependent protein serine/threonine kinase activity. Bases 1 to 1371 code for a protein of 456 amino acids. The record is from RefSeq and is a predicted model, not a curated record. Gene Ontology annotation, biological process: positive regulation of transcription elongation by RNA polymerase II; protein phosphorylation. The transcript is spliced from 6 exons. Gene Ontology annotation, cellular component: cyclin-dependent protein kinase holoenzyme complex; nucleus.